This is a messenger RNA of Ilex paraguariensis (yerba mate), 789 nucleotides long. The record is from the annotation of a GenBank genome assembly. NCBI's taxonomy places the organism in Eukaryota, Viridiplantae, Streptophyta, Magnoliopsida, Aquifoliales, Aquifoliaceae.
AUGGCGAAAUAUUCAUGCGACGACGCCAUUGAAGGACUCAAGAAGCUUCUGAGCAAAAAAGGUAACCUAGAAAGUGUUGCCGCGGCAAAGAUCAAGCGACUAACGGACGAGUUGAAGGUGACCGCUGAAAAGCCGUUCAACCCGGUUGAGAAGAUAAAAAUCGGGUUCACCCACUUCAGGAAAGAAAAAUUCGAGAAGAAUCCAGCCCUGUAUGGUGAACUUGCCAGACGCCAGAACCCCAAGUUUUUGGUUUUUGCCUGCUCAGACUCUCGAGUUUGUCCAUCGCAUAUUCUCGAUUUCCAGCCAGGUGAUGCCUUUGUAGUCCGAAACAUUGCCAACAUAGUCCCUCCGUAUGACCAGACAAAAAACUCUGGUGUGGGGGCGGCCAUUGAAUAUGCAGUAUUGCAUCUAAAUGUGGAGAAUAUUGUGGUCAUUGGACACAGCGGUUGUGGAGGGAUAGAGAAGCUCAUGUCUAUGCCCGAUGAUGGGACCACUGAUAGUGAUUUUAUAGAAAAUUGGGUCAAAAUCUUUUUGCCUGCCAAGGCCAAGGUGAAAGAGGAAUGGGGCGGUUUGGAGAUCUUUGAACAGUGUUCCUUCUUGGAGAGGGAAACUGUGAAUAUAUCGCUCUCAAACCUAUUAAGUUAUCCCUAUGUCAGAGAGGGUGUGGCAAAUAAAACCCUAUCUUUGAAAGGGGCUUACUACGAUUUUUACGAUGGAGAUUUUGAGCUUUGGGAUCUCGAAUUUGGCACUUCACCCUCUAUUGGCUUUUCACCCUCUAUAGCCAUAUGA